Messenger RNA from Porites lobata, 9261 nucleotides. Lineage: Eukaryota; Metazoa; Cnidaria; Anthozoa; Scleractinia; Poritidae. The record is from the annotation of a GenBank genome assembly.
AGGGGUUACAGAGAAUUACAGGGGGUUACAGGGCGUUACAGGGGGGUUACAAAGGGUUCUAAGGGGUUACAAGGGGUUACAGGGGGUUACAAGGGGUUACAAAGGGUACAGGGGGUUACAAGGGGUAACAGGGGGUUACAGCGGGUUACAAUGGGUUACAGGGGGUUACAGGAGGUUAAAAGGGGUUACAGGGGGUUACAAAGAAUUACAGGGGGUAACAAGGGGUUACAGGGCGUAACAAGGGGUUAAAGAGGGUUACAAGGGGUUACAAAGGGUUACAAAGGGGUUACAAAGGGUUACAAAGGGUUAAAGGGAGUUACAGGAGGUUUGAAGCGGUUACAGGGGGUUACAGGGGGUUACAAGAGGUUACAAGGGGUUACACGAGGUUACAAGGGGUUACAGGGGAUUACAAAAGGUUACAAGGGGUUACAGGGGGUUACAAGGGGUAACAAGGGGUUAGUGGGAAUUGCAGGGGGUUACAAAAGGUUACAGGGGGUUAGAAACGGUCACAAAAGUUACACGGGGUUACAAGGGGUUAAAAGGGGUUACAAGAAGUUAAAGUGGCUAAAGUAGGUUACAAGCGGUUACAGGGGGUUACAAAAGGUUUGAAGGGGUUACAGGGGUUACAGGGGGUUACCAGUGGGAAAUAUUGGGGUUUCCGCUUAAUUGGGGUUACAGGGGGUUACAGAGGGUUACAAGGGGUUACAAGGGGUUACAGGGGGUUACAGGGGGUUACCAGGGGUUACAUGGAAUAUCAGGGGGUUACAAGGGGUUAAACGGGGUUACAAGGGGUUACAGGAGGUUACAGGUGAUUAGAAGGAGUUAAAAGGGGUUACAGGGAUUUACAGGGGGUUACAAGGGGUUAAAGGAGGUUACAAGCGGUUACAGGGGGUUACAGGGGGUUACAACAGGUUACAAAGGGGUUACAAGGGGUUACAAGGGGUUACAGGGGGUUACAAGGGGUUACAGGGGAUACAGGGGGUUACCAGGGGGUAGAGGGGUUACAAGGGGUAACAGGGGGUUACAGAGGGGUACAAAGGGUUACAAGGGGUUGCAGGAGGUUACAGGGGGUUACAGAAGGUUACACGGGGUUACAAGGGGUUACACGGGGUUACAAGGGGUUACAGGGGGUUACAGGGAAUUACAAGGGAUUACAAGGGUUAAAAAGGUUUACAAGGGGUUACAAGGGGUUACAGGGAAUUACAGCAGGUUACAAAGGAUCACAAGGGUUACAGGGGGUUACAAGGGGUUACAGGGGGUUACAACAGGUUACAAGGGGUUACAGGGGGUUACAGGAGGCUAAAAGGGGUAAGAGGAGUUACAGGGGGUUACAAGAGGUUACAAGGGGUUCUCAGAGGUUACAAGGGGAAACAAGAGGUAACAGAGGAUUACAAGAGGUUACAAGGGGUUACAAGGAGUUACAGGGAAUUACAGCAGGUUACAAAGGAUCACAAGGGUUACAACAGGUUACAAGGGGUUACAGGGGGCUAAAAGGGGUAACAGGAGUUACAAGACGUUACAAGGGGUUACCGGAGGUUACAAGGGGUUACAAGAGGUAACAGGGGAUUACCAGGGGUUACAAGGGGUUACAGGGGGUUACAAGGGGUUCCAAGGGGUUACAGGGGGUUACAAGGGGUUACAGGAGUUACAGGGGGUUCCCAUGGGGUACUAGGGGUUACGAGGGGUAACAGGGGGUUACAGCGGGUUACAAGGGGUUACAAGGGGUUACAAUGGGUUACAGGGGGUUACAGAGAAUUACAGGCGGUUACAGGGCGUUACAGGGGGUAACAAGGGGUUAAAGGGGGUUACAAAGGGUUACAAAGGGUUACAAAGGAUUAAAGGGGGUUACAAGGGGUUACAGGGGAUUACAUAGGGUUACAAGAGGUUACAAGGGGUUACUGGAGGUAACUACGGGUUACAAGAGGUAACAAGGGAUUACCAGGGGAAACAAGAGGUUACAGGGGGUUACAAACCGUCACAAGGGUUACAGGGGGUUACAACGGGUUACAAAGGGUUAAAAGGCGUUACAGGGAGUUACAACAGGUUACAAGGGGUUACAAGGGGUUACAAGGGGUUACAAGGGGUUACAAGGGGUUACAAAGGGUUACAAGGGUUACAAGGGGUUACAAAGGGUUACAAAGGGUUACAAGGGGUUACAAGGGGUUACAAGGGGUUACAAGGGGUUACAAGGGGUUACAAAGGGGUUACAAGGGGUUACAAGGGGUUACAAGGGGUUACAAGGGGUUACAAAGGGUUACAAGGGGUUACAAAGGGUUACAAGGGGUUACAAGGGGUUACAAAGGGUUACAAAGGGUUACAAGGGGUUACAAGGGGUUACAAGGGGUUACAAGGGGUUACAAGGGGUUACAAAGGGUUACAAGGGGUUACAAAGGGUUACAAAGGGUUACAAGGGGUUACAAAGGGUUACAAGGGGUUACAAAGGGUUACAAAGGGUUACAAAGGGUUACAAGGGGUUACAAAGGGUUACAAGGGGUUACAGGGGUUACAAGGGUUACAAAGGGUUACAAGGGGUUACAAGGGGUUACAAGGGGUUACAAGGGGUUACAAAGGGUUACAAGGGGUUACAAGGGUUACAAGGGGUUACAAGGGGUUACAAUGGGUUACAAAGGGGUUACAAAGGGUUACAAUGGGUUACACAAGGGGUUACAAGGGGUUACAAGGGGUUACAGGGGGUUACAAGGGGUUACAAGGGGUUACAGGGGGUUACAAGGGGUUACAAUGGGUUACAGGGGGUUACAAGGGGUUACAAUGGGUUACAGGGGGUUACAAGGGGUUACAAUGGGUUACAGGGGUUACAAGGGGUUACAAGGGGUUACAAUGGGUUACAAGGGGUUACAAGGGGUUACAAGGGGUUACAGGGGGUUACAAGGGGUUACAAGGGGUUACAGGGGGUUACAAGGGGUUACAAGGGGUUACAAGGGGUUACAAGGGGUUACAAGGGGUUACAAGGGGUUACAAGGGGUUACAAGGGGUUACAAGGGGUUACAAGGGGUUACAAGGGGUUACAAUGGGGUUACAAGGGGUUACAAUGGGUUACAGGGGGUUACAAGGGGUUACAAGGGGUUACAAGGGGUUACAAUGGGUUACAGGGGGUUACAAGGGGUUACAAUGGGUUACAGGGGGUUACAAGGGGUUACAAGGGGUUACAAUGGGUUACAAUGGGUUACAAGGGUUACAAGGGGUUACAAAACAGGGUUACAAUGGGUUACAAUGGGUUACAAUGGGUUACAGGGGGUUACAAGGGGGGUUACAAGGGGUUACAAUGGGUUACAGGGGGUUACAAGGGGUUACAAUGGGUUACAGGGGGUUACAAGGGGUUACAAGGGGUUACAAUGGGUUACAGGGGGUUACAAGGGGUUACAAGGGGUUACAAGGGGUUACAGGGGGUUACAAGGGGUUACAAUGGGUUACAGGGGUUACAAGGGGUUACAGGGGGUUACAAGGGGUUACAAGGGGUUACAAUGGGUUACAGGGGGUUACAAGGGGUUACAAGGGGUUACAAUGGGUUACAGGGGGUUACAAGGGGUUACAAGGGGUUACAAGGGGUUACAAGGGGUUACAAGGGGUUACAAUGGGUUACAAGGGGUUACAAGGGGUUACAAGGGGUUAAUGGGUUACAAGGGGUUACAAGGGGUUACAAGGGGUUACAAGGGGUUACAAGGGGUUACAAGGGGUUACAGGGGGUUACAAGGGGUUACAAUGGGUUACAGGGGGUUACAAGGGGUUACAAUGGGUUACAGGGGGUUACAAGGGGUUACAAGGGGUUACAAUGGGUUACAGGGGGUUACAAGGGGUUACAAUGGGUUACAGGGGGUUACAAGGGGUUACAAUGGGUUACAGGGGGUUACAAGGGGUUACAAGGGGUUACAAUGGGUUACAGGGGGUUACAAGGGGUUACAAUGGGUUACAGGGGGUUACAAGGGGUUACAAGGGGUUACAGGGGGUUACAAGGGGUUACAAGGGGUUACAAUGGGUUACAGGGGGUUACAAGGGGUUACAAGGGGUUACAGGGGGUUACAAGGGGUUACAAGGGUUACAAGGGGUUACAAUGGGUUACAAGGGGUUACAAUGGGGGUUACAAGGGUUACAAUGGGUUACAAGGGGUUACAAUGGGUUAAGGGGUUACAAUGGGUUACAAGGGGGUUACAAGGGGUUACAAUGGGUUACAAUGGUUUACAAAGGGGUUACAAUGGGGUUACAAUGGGUUACAAGGGGGGGUUACAAGGGGUUACAAUGGGUUACAAUGGGUUACAAGGGGUUACAAGGGGUUACAAUGGGGGGGUUACAAGGGUUACAAUGGGUUACAGGGGGUUAAAAGGGGUUACAAAGGGGUUACAAUGGGUUACAAUGGUUACAAGGGGGGUUACAAUGGGUUACAAUGGGUUACAAAGGGUUACAAUGGGUUACAAUGGGUUACAAGGGGUUACAAGGGGUUACAAUGGGUUACAAUGGGUUAAAGGGGUUACAAAUGGGUUACAAGGGGUUACAAUGGGUUACAAGGGUUACAAUGGGUUACAAUGGGUUACAAGGGGUUACAAUGGGUUACAAGGGGUUACAAUGGGUUACAAUGGGUUACAAGGGGUUACAAGGGGUUACAAUGGGUUACAAUGGGUUACAAAGGGGUUACAAGGGGUUACAUGGGUUACAGGGGUUUACAAUGGGUUACAAUGGGUUACAAUGGGUUACAAGGGGUUACAAUGGGUUACAAGGGGUUACAAUGGGUUACAAUGGGUUACAAGGGGUUACAAUGGGUUACAAGGGGUUACAAGGGGGGGUUACAAUGGGUUACAAUGGGUUACAAGGGGUUACAAUGGGUUACAAGGGGUUACAAGGGGUUACAAUGGGUUACAGGGGUUACAAGGGGUUACAAUGGGUUACAAAGGGGUUACAAGGGGUUACAAUGGGUUACAAGGGGUUACAAGGGGUUUACAAUGGGUUACAAGGGGUUACAAGGGGUUACAAUGGGUUACAGGGGUUACAAGGGGUUACAAUGGGUUACAAUGGGUUACAAAGGGGGUUACAAUGGGUUUAAAAGGGGUUACAAGGGGUUACAAUGGGUUACAAUGGGGUUACAAAGGGGUUACAAGGGUUACAAUGGGUUACAAGGGGUUACAAGGGGUUACAAUGGGUUACAAGGGGUUACAAUGGGUUACAAUGGGGUUACAAUGGGUUACAGGGGUUACAAGGGGUUACAAUGGGUUACAAUGGGUUACAAGGGGUUACAAUGGGUUACAAUGGGUUACAGGGGUUACAAGGGUUACAAGGGUUACAAUGGGUUACAAUGGGUUACAAGGGGUUACAAGGGGUUACAAGGGUUAAAAGGGGUUACAAGGGUUACAAUGGGUUACAAAGGGGUUACAAAGGGUUACAAUGGGGUUACAAUGGGUUACAAGGGGUUACAAGGGGUUACAAUGGGGUUACAAUGGGUUACAAGGGUUACAAUGGGUUACAAUGGGUUACAAGGGGUUACAAGGGGUUACAAUGGGUUACAAUGGGUUACAAGGGGUUACAAUGGGUUACAAUGGGUUACAAGGGGUUACAAGGGGUUACAAUGGGUUACAGGGGUUACAAAGGGUUACAAUGGGUUACAAUGGGUUACAAUGGGUUACAAGGUUACAAGGGGUUACAAUGGGUUACAAAAAAGGGGUUACAAGGGGUUACAAGGGUUACAAGGGGUUACAAUGGGUUACAAUGGGUUACAAGGGGUUACAAUGGGUUACAAUGGGGUUACAAGGGGUUACAAUGGGUUACAAUGGGUUACAAAUGGGGUUACAAGGGGUUACAAUGGGUUACAAGGGGUUACCAGGGGUUACAAUGGGUUACAAGGGGUUACAAUGGGUUACAGGGGGUUACAAGGGGUUACAAUGGGUUACAGGGGGUUACAAGGGGUUACAAGGGGUUACAAUGGGUUACAGGGGGUUACAAGGGGUUACAAUGGGUUACAGGGGGUUACAAGGGGUUACAAGGGGUUACAGGGGGUUACAGGGGGUUACAAGGGGUUACAAGGGGUUACAAGGGGUUACAAGUUACAAAGGUUACAAGGGUUACAAGGGGUUACAAUGGGUUACAAAGGUUACAAAGGGGUUACAAUGGGUUACAGGGGUUACAAUGGGUUACAAUGGGUUACAAGGGGUUACAAGGGGUUACAAUGGGGUUACAAGGGGUUACAAGGGGUUUACAAGGGGUUACAAUGGGUUACAAUGGGUUACAAGGGGUUACAAAGGGUUACAAUGGGUUACAAGGGGUUACAAGGGGUUACAAUGGGUUACAAGGGGUUACAAUGGGUUACAAGGGUUACAAGGGUUACAAUGGGUUACAAUGGGUUACAAGGGGUUACAAUGGGUUACAAUGGGUUACAAGGGGUUUACAAUGGGUUACAAGGGGUUACAAUGGGUUACAAUGGGGUACAAGGGGUUACAAGGGGUUACAAUGGGUUACAAGGGGUUACAAUGGGUUACAAGGGGUUACAAUGGGUUACAAUGGGUUACAAGGGGUUACAAGGGGUUACAAAAGGGGUUACAAAAGGGUUACAAGGGGUUACAAGGGGUUACAAUGGGUUACAGGGGUUACAAGGGGUUACAAUGGGUUACAAGGGGGGGUUACAAUGGGGGGGUUACAAUGGGUUACAAUGGGUUACAAGGGGUUACAAAACAAAAGGGGUUACAAUGGGUUACAAGGGGUUACAAUGGGUUACAAAGGGGUUACAAUGGGGGUUACAAGGGGUUACAAUGGGUUACAAUGGGGUUACAAGGGUUACAAUGGGUUACAAUGGGUUACAAGGGGUUACAAUGGGUUACAGGGGUUUACAAGGGGUUACAAAGGGUUACAAUGGGUUACAAGGGUUACAAGGGGUUACAAUGGGUUACAAGGGGUUUACAAUGGGUUACAAUGGGUUACAAAGGGGGUUACAAUGGGUUACAAGGGUUUACAAAAGGUUACAGGGGUUACAAUGGGUUACAAUGGGUUACAAGGGGUUACAAAUGGGUUACAGGGGGUUACAAGGGGUUACAAUGGGUUACAAUGGUUACAAGGGGUUACAAGGGUUACAAGGGUUACAAUGGGUUACAGGGGUUACAAGGGGUUACAAUGGGUUACAGGGGUUACAAGGGGUUACAAUGGGUUACAAUGGGGUUACAAGGGUUACAAGGGGGUUACAAGGGGUUACAAGGGGGGUUACAAUGGGUUACAGGGGGGUUAAAUGGGUUACAAGGGGUUACAAUGGGUUACAAGGGUUACAAUGGGUUACAAUGGGUUACAAGGGGUUACAAUGGGUUACAAUGGGUUACAAGGGGUUACAAGGGUUACAAGGGUUACAAUGGGUUACAACAAGGGGUUACAAAUGGGUUACAGGGGUUACAAGGGGUUACAAUGGGUUACAAGGGGUUACAAUGGGUUACAAUGGGUUACAAGGGGUUACAAUGGGGGUUACAAGGGGUUACAAGGGGUUACAAGGGGUUACAAUGGGUUACAAUGGGUUACAAGGGUUACAAGGGGUUACAAUGGGUUACAGGGGUUACAAUGGGGUUACAGGGGGUUACAAGGGGGGUUACAAGGGGUUACAAACAGGGGUUACAAGGGUUACAAUGGGUUACAGGGGGUUACAAGGGGUUACAAUGGGUUACAGGGGUUACAAUGGGUUACAAUGGGUUACAAGGGUUACAAUGGGGUUACAAGGGGUUACAAGGGGUUACAAGGGGUUACAAGGGGUUACAAGGUUACAAUGGGUUACAAGGGGUUACAAUGGGGGGGGUUACAAGGGGUUACAAGGGGUUACAAUGGGUUACAAGGGGUUACAAGGGUUACAAAGGGUUACAAUGGGUUACAAGGGGUUACAAUGGGUUACAAUGGGUUACAAAGGGGUUACAAGGGGUUACAAUGGGUUACAGGGGUUACAAGGGGUUACAAUGGGUUACAAUGGGUUACAAAAACAAUGGGUUACAAUGGGGUUACAAGGGUUACAAUGGGUUACAAUGGGUUACAAAAAAAGUUACAAGGGGUUACAAUGGGUUACAAAAAGGGUUACAAUGGGUUACAAUGGGUUACAAGGGGUUACAAUGGGUUACAAGGGUUACAAUGGGGUUACAAGGGGUUACAAUGGGUUACAAUGGGUUACAAGGGGUUACAAUGGGUUACAAUGGGUUACAAGGGGUUACAACGGGUUACAAGGGGUUAAAAAGGGUUAAAAGGGAUUACAAAGGGUUACAAGAGGUUACCAAGGGUUACAAUGGGUUACAAGGGUUACAAUGGGUUACAAUGGGUUACAGGGGUUACAAGGGGUUACAAGGGGUUACAAUGGGUUACAAUCGGUUACAAUGGGUUACAAAGGGGUUACAAUGGGUUACAAGGGGGGUUACAAGGGGUUAGAAGGGGUUACAAUGCGUUACAAGGGGUUAAAAGGGGUUACAAUGGGUUACAGGGGUUACAAGGGGUUACAAUGGGUUACAAGGGGUUAAUGGGUUACAAUGGGUUACAAAGGGGUUACAAGGGGUUACAAUGGGUUACAAUGGGUUACAAGGGGUUACAAGGGGUUACAAUGGGUUACAAUGGGUUACAAGGGGUUACAAGGGGUUACAAUGGGGUUACAGGGGUUACAAGGGGUUACAAGGGGGGGUUACGAAGGGUUACAAGGGGUUACAAAGGGUUACAAGGGGUUACAAAGGGUUACAAGGCAUUACAAGGGGUUACAAGGGGUUACAAAGGGUUACAAGGGGUUACAAAGGGUUACAAGGGGUUACAAAGGGUUACAAAGGGUUACAAAGGGUUACAAGGGGUUACAAAGGGUUACAAAGGGUUACAAAGGGUUACAAGGGGUUACAAGGGGUUACAAGGGGUUACAAGGGGUUACAAAGGGUUACAAGGGGUUACAAGGGUUACAAAGGGUUACAAGGGGUUACAAAGGGGUUACAAGGGGUUACAAAGGGUUACAAGGGGUUACAAAGGGUUAGAAAGGGUUACAAGGGGUUACAAAGGGUUACAAGGGUUACAAGGGGUUACAAAGGGUUAGAAGGGGUUACAAAGGGUUACAAGGGGUUACAAUGGGUUACAGGGGGUUACAAGGGGUUACAAAGGGUUACAAGGGGUUACAGGGGGUUACAAGGGGUUACAAGGGGUUACAAUGGGUUACAGGGGGUUACAAGGGGUUACAAGGGGUUACAAGGGGUUACAAUGGGUUACAGGGGGUUACAAGGGGUUACAAUGGGUUACAGGGGGUUACAAGGGGUUACAAGGGGUUACAGGGGG